GAAAAAAUUAAUUCACAUGCACGUAUAUGACAUCAAUUUUUCCGACCCUUGUAAGUUGUAAAACUACGAGUAACCAUUUAAUCCCACCUCAUUGAUUCGUUGUUUUCAGAAAUUACAAAUCAGAAGGUCUAUAAAUAGUAAAUGAUUCACUGGCCACAAAUGCCGCCUUAGCUUAGCUAAACAAGAAAACAAAAUCGACAAUGGCGACUACUCAUACUGCCAGCCCCGCCGGAAAACCCAAACUCCACUCUCAAAGGAAGCUCCGCCGGACAUAUUUCAACCGGGCAUUCGCCGCCGUUUACUCACUAGCCAUCUUAGCUCUAGUCUACCACCAUGUACUCGCCCUCAUCCAAUCCAAAUCCUUCUUAUCCUUCUCCAUCUCCAUUUCCAUGCUAUUUGCCGACCUCAUACUGGCUUUCAUGUGGACCACAACUCAGUCGUAUCACAUGAACCCUAUAGUCCGACAAGUUUACUUAGAAAACCUUGAAAAGGUGAUCACUUCCAAGGAGGAUUUUCCGGGUCUGGAUAUUUUCAUUUGCACGGCUGACCCGUAUAAAGAGCCGCCUUUGGGCGUGGUGAACACCGCCUUGUCAGUGAUGGCGUAUGAUUAUCCGCCGGAAAAGUUGUCCGUUUAUGUGUCGGACGAUGGAGGGUCGGAGUUGACUUUGUUUGCUUUCAUGGAGGCUGCUAAGUUUGGAAGGUCUUGGCUGCCUUUUUGUAAACAAAAUAAUAUUGUGGACAGAUGCCCUGAUGCUUAUUUCAAGUCGGCUUAUUCUUCCAGUUCUGAGACUCAAAACAUCAAGGAAAUGUAUGAGAAGAUGAGGACAAAAAUAGAAAGUGUGAUGGAGAAAGGAAAGGUGACAGAUGAAUACAUCACUAGUGAAGAAGAGCAUGAAGCUUUUAGCAUCUUCCAACAAGAAUCUUUCACUCGUCAACAACAUCCUUCUGUUAUUCAGGUUUUAUUAGAAAGUGGUAAGGACGACAAAGACAGAGCUGGAAACUCCAUGCCCAAUUUGAUUUACAUUUCCAGGGAGAAAAGCAAGAGCUAUCCCCAUCAUUUUAAGGCUGGUGCCCUAAACACCUUGCUCCGGGUCUCGGCAGUAAUGACAAAUGCACCAAUAGUGCUCACUCUCGACUGUGACAUGUUCUCAAAUGAUCCCAAAACGGUCCAAUCGGUGCUCUGUUACGUAAUGGAUCCUCCUGACCCGGCCAAAUUAGGAUACAUCCAAUUCCCACAGAUGUAUCAUGGGUUAAACAAGGCCGACAUAUAUGGAUCUGAAUUCAAGCCAUUGUUUCAAAUGAAUCCAGUGGGUAUGGAUGGCAUUAAGGGCCCAAAUUACGUUGGAACUGGAUGCUUUUUCAAUCGACGAGUUUUCUUCGGGGGUCCUUCAUCUUUUGUUCAGCCAGAAAUUCCUGAACUUGGACCAGAUUUUACUGUCAAGGAGCCUCUUGAUUCUCCACUUACAAAGAGCCGAGCUCACCAAGUAGCUGCAUGUAACUAUGAAGACCAGACUCAUUGGGGUUCAAAGAUUGGAUUCAGAUAUGGAUCACUGGUGGAAGACUAUUACACAGGUUUUCGACUUCUUUGUGAAGGAUGGCAUUCCAUAUUUCACCACCCCAAGAGGCCAGCAUUCCUUGGCGAUAUCCCAAUUUCCCUUCAUGAUGUCCUUAGCCAAAAUAAGAGAUGGUGUGUCGGGCUUCUGGAGGUAGCUUUCUCCAAGUACAGCACCAUAACAUUUGGAGUCAAGUCCAUGGGAUUUCUAGCAUCUCACGGUUUUACCCACAUUGCUUUCUGGCCACUUUGGUCAAUUCCUAUUACUCUUUAUGCCUUUCUUCCCGCACUAGCUCUCCUCAACGAUAUCUGCAUUUUCCCAAAGGUAUCCGAUCCGUGGUUUGGCUUGUAUGCCUUUUUAUUCCUUGGGGCAUAUGGGCAAGAAUGUCUAGACUUCAUUUUAGCCGGGAGUUCAUUUGAGAGGUGGAGGAAUGACCAACGGAUGUGGCUCAUCAAAGGGCUCACUUCUUACACGUUUGGAACCAUUGAGUACAUAACCAAAAUUGUAGGCAUUGCAUCACAUGGAUUCAAUGUCACGAGCAAAGUAAUUGAUGAUGAACAAGGCAAGAGGUACGAUCAAGGGAUAUUCGAGUUUGGGGUGGCAUCGCCCAUGUUUGUGACAUUGUCAAUGGCCGCAAUCCUCAACAUGGUUGCUUUCGUAUAUGGUUUACUGAAGAUCAAAUCACUGGAGGGCUUGUUUGUUGAAAUGUUUUUGGCUGGUUUUGGAGUCUUGAAUUCCUUGCCGAUUUAUGAAGCCAUGGUCUUGAGAGGUGAUAAGGGAAAAAUGCCAACCAAAAUCACCCUCAUUUCUGCUUCUCUUUCUAUAUUUCUCUAUGUUUCUAGUAUCUUCAUACUAAAGAUAUAGGUGCAAUGUUUGAGCUUAAUGUGCUACUUUAUAUCUAGAAUUUCGACGGACACUGUAGCAAUAUUUCCAUAUUGGAAUCUCUUGCUUGUAGUUAAAAAGGUCUGUCUAGUCCUACUUAAUUUAUAAUUAGUGCAAUUGAUUACAAAAAACAAUGCUUACCCAAAUCUGAAAAUGAUUGUUCAACCUGAA
Molecule: messenger RNA, 2606 nt
Organism: Oldenlandia corymbosa var. corymbosa
Lineage: Eukaryota; Viridiplantae; Streptophyta; Magnoliopsida; Gentianales; Rubiaceae
Source: the annotation of a GenBank genome assembly